This is a messenger RNA of Aedes albopictus (Asian tiger mosquito), 2057 nucleotides long. RefSeq names its product sorting nexin lst-4 (gene SH3PX1). Gene Ontology annotation, molecular function: phosphatidylinositol binding; protein binding. The transcript is spliced from 2 exons. Bases 291 to 2036 code for a protein of 581 amino acids. Gene Ontology annotation, cellular component: plasma membrane; cytoplasmic vesicle. Lineage: Eukaryota; Metazoa; Arthropoda; Insecta; Diptera; Culicidae. Gene Ontology annotation, biological process: endosomal transport; mitotic cell cycle; plasma membrane tubulation. The record is from RefSeq and is a predicted model, not a curated record.
CGGUCGAAGCGAACGGACAUCAGCCGCAGAGACAUAACAGCCAGUGGAUUGCUGCAGUCAUCAUCAUCCAUUAGAAAGACAGUGAAGUGUGCGAUAAAAUAAAAAACGACGAAAUUAACAUUGUGGGUGAUAGUGAAACGUCCCCCAUACGCGCAAUAAUCGCGGUUCCUGCCAAUGUAAAUCCGAAAGAGAGUGAAGAAUCACGCAAGAUUUCAUCAACAACCGCCAGGGAAAGAUCGGACGUGGCCAGUUGAAUCCCGGACAAGGAACGACGACAUUGGAAAAACAUAAUGUCACGCGUCCAGGUUCUGUACGAUUUCUCAGCGGAACCCAACUCGGCUGAACUCACCAUUACCGUGGGGGAGAUCCUCACCGUAACCAGUACCGAUGUGGGCGAAGGAUGGUGGGAAGGAACUAAUUCCCGCGGGCAACGCGGUUUGUUCCCGGCCGCCUACGUGGAAGUCAUGCCAAAUGCUCCCGCCGGACCGCCUAAAAUGCCUCCGCCGCCGCUGAUUCAGCAGGCCCCCAAGCAGCAGCAGCCUUCACAACCGGCGCAGCAGCAGCAACAACAGCAACAGCAAGGGCAUCGAUAUGACCCAACUUCGGACGACUGGGGAGAACAACAGGACGACUGGGAGGACGAUUGGGAUGACGAUAAUGAUACCUAUUCGGAAAUUGGUCCAGCCAGUGGAGGAGCAACGACACCAGCUGCGACCCCAGCCGGCCAUAAUCAGAACGGGAAUUUCCAAAGCAGUAGUUAUUAUGCUAAUGCGAACCUGCCGGCGCCACCAGCCGGGGCACAUCACAACGACGGAGACGGAAUUUCGCUGGCCUCAACGGUCGUGGGAGGGACCAGAAGAACUACCUCGUCAGGUAAAAUUUUCUCGAAAACAGGUGACGCUUAUCUGAUGGGAUUGAGCGUACCGGCCGUGUCCGAGAGCGACCGGGUGCAGAUCCUCCAGACGGAGAAUGGAAUUAUUUGGAAGCCUCUUCGCGAUGGUUACACGGUUACUGUAGAUUCACCAAAGAAAGAGAAGAAAUUCAAUGGCCUUAAAAGUUUCAUCGCUUACCAGCUGACGCCUUCGUUCAACAACAUUCCGGUGUCUCGCCGGUACAAACACUUCGAUUGGCUUCACGAGCGACUGGUGGACAAGUUCUGCCUGAUUCCAAUUCCGCCACUUCCGGACAAGCAGAUAUCCGGACGGUACGACGAGGAGUUCGUUGAACAUCGCCGCGUUCAACUGCAGGAAUUUGUCGAUUGGAUGUGCCGGCAUCCGGUGCUGUCCACGUGUGCCGUUUGGAUGCACUUCCUUACCUGCACCGACGACAAGAAGUGGAAAACUGGCAAGCGAACCGCUGAGAAGGAUCCCCUGGUGGGAACGACCUUCUGCGCAGCCAUCUUCCCACCGGAUAAAACGCUUCUCCACUCGCAGGUCGAUCCCCAAGUGGACUCGUGCAUCCUGUUCGUCCCUCAGAUGAACGCCGCCGUCAAAAGCCUGUUCCAAAUCUGCAGCGAUGAAACGAAAAAGUUCCAAGGCCAAUGGAAACAGGACUACCAGCGUCUCGGCGAAGGUCUAUCGGAACUGGCCCGAUCGCUGGAAAUCGACGAACGCCGUCAGGUCACCCAAAUCAGCCUGUCGAACUCGGUCGGCCACGCGGCCGGAAUCUUUAUCAGUAUUGGCCAGAUGUACGCCGACCAGCCCAAGCACGAUUUCAUUCCCUUUUCGGAUCGCUUGCACAUCUACCGGGGUCUUUUGAACACCUUCCCGGAUAAUUUGAACGAGUACCGAAACGCCGUUCAGAAGCGGAGAGAUUGCGAAAAGCUGACGGCCGAGCAGAAGAUGGAAAACAGCCAGCUGGCGGAAGUGAACCGAAGGGUGGACGUGAUGUCGUACGCGAUGCUGGCCGAGAUGGCUCACUUCCGUCAGGAGCGGGAUACCCACCUCAAGGACACGCUGCGGAACUUUAUCGGGGCGCAGAUCGAGUUUUACCAGAACAUCGUGCGCCGGCUGGAACAGGCGCAGUCGCAUUUCUAACUGUGAGUUGCUUCUUCGAAU